GAGUGUUCAAACAAAUAAUAAUAAUAAUAAUAAUAAUAAUGACGAUACACUAUGCGCCCACGUCGAGCACCGUGUAUUCCGCAUAUCGUGCGCGUUUUAUACUUCUGUCGUUUCUUCGUCCGCCGUCUCGGCAGUCCGCGAACACCCGUACCGACGAAAACGUCUGCCGCCACAGCCGCCGUCGCCGUCGCCGCCGCCGCCGACCAUGACCCGCGGGCCGAUCGCGAUUGCCGUCGUACCGUUUAUACCGUCGUCUUCGUCUUUGCCGUCGUCGUCUUUGUCGUCGUCGUCGUCGUGGUUGUUGUUGUUGUCGUUGUUGUUGUUUUUGCCGCUGUCGUUGACGAGUGCCACCGCCGCCGCCGCCGGGUCGACGGUCGCCGUCGUCGGACGGCCCGUGGAGAUCCGCGCGGCCGUCAUACUGCCCGCCGAGUCCAAGUUCAUCGUUACGCUGUCCAAAGUGAUGCCCGUGCUGGACAUCGCAGUACGCGACCUGUACGCCAGGGGCAUACUCCGGAAAACGGACGUCACGUUCAGGUUCAUGCAAAAGGACGACAAGUGCGAGGACAUCGAGGCCAUGCGCUCCGGUUUCGAGCUGAUCAUCAACGGUCGCGUCGACCUAUUCCUGGGACCCACUUGCGAUUAUGGCGUCGGUUAGUUAACUAUUAUGAUAUACGGCAUUUUUAAACAAUGUAUUUACCAAUACGACUGUGAUGAAUACAAUAUAUAUAUAUAUUAUUACGAAACGAAACAUUUGAUUUGACCUUUGCUCAAUCGUAUAU
This is a messenger RNA of Aphis gossypii (cotton aphid), 779 nucleotides long. RefSeq lists its product as uncharacterized. The record is from RefSeq and is a predicted model, not a curated record. The transcript has a single exon. Gene Ontology annotation, molecular function: signaling receptor activity; peptide hormone binding. The coding region runs from base 206 to 655 and encodes 149 amino acids. Lineage: Eukaryota; Metazoa; Arthropoda; Insecta; Hemiptera; Aphididae.